This is a messenger RNA of Truncatella angustata, 206 nucleotides long. RefSeq lists its product as uncharacterized. NCBI's taxonomy places the organism in Eukaryota, Fungi, Ascomycota, Sordariomycetes, Amphisphaeriales, Sporocadaceae. The annotation marks the transcript as partial. The record is from RefSeq and is a predicted model, not a curated record. The transcript has a single exon.
UUCCUCACACAUCUAAUACGGGCGGAUUUUUCCACGUCGGUGGUUUUUCCCCGCCGGCGGAAGCAACAUCACCUGCUUUCACCCUCACCAAUCCGACGGACAUCGAACGGUUACUGGGACAAUAUUCAAACCGGAGGACUGCGGACUCAUGGGUCGGAUAGCAAUGGACAGGGAUGUUUUCCGACGGAAUCGGGGUUGGAUACUGA